Platichthys flesus (European flounder) is the source of this 1729-nucleotide messenger RNA. It is a transcript of the gene ogfod1, whose product is annotated as 2-oxoglutarate and iron-dependent oxygenase domain containing 1. Gene Ontology annotation, cellular component: cytoplasm. Gene Ontology annotation, molecular function: L-ascorbic acid binding; peptidyl-proline dioxygenase activity; iron ion binding. NCBI's taxonomy places the organism in Eukaryota, Metazoa, Chordata, Actinopteri, Pleuronectiformes, Pleuronectidae. The coding region runs from base 121 to 1716 and encodes 531 amino acids. Gene Ontology annotation, biological process: regulation of translational termination; peptidyl-proline hydroxylation. The transcript has 13 exons. The record is from RefSeq and is a predicted model, not a curated record.
UAGACUCUCACGUCAUUUAGCAGCGACGGCCGCUACACUGACUCGCACACAUGUGGAUGUUGCCAAAAGCUCUCCAUAAACUUUAUGUUCAGCAGGUUUUAGCAGCGGGGGGUUAACCUGAUGGCUUCUAAACGGCGUCGGGACGGAGGUGGCGACGCAGAGAGGAAGAGGAGGCAGAAGAGGAGCGAAGAGAGAGCGGAUCUGGGCUCAGUGCUCGAGGACGAGCAGGUGAGGGGAGUCGUGAAAGAGGCGUGGAGCCGGAAGAGCCGCUGCAUUCUGGGGGAUCUGGAGUUGGACUGCCACCCUUUCCCUCACUGUGUCAUCAAGAACUUCCUCGGCAGCGAGACCUUUGUAGGAAACCUGCAGAGAGAACUGCUGGCGCUCAACUUCCACGAGAAGUCAAAUGAUCUCUACAGAUUUAAACAGUCAGACGACUUAAAGAAGAGGACGGAGCCCCAUAUCGCCGGACUGAGGUCAGCCCUGUUUGGGCCUUUCCGCUCCUGGCUUGGUGAAGUGUUGGGGGUUGAGCUGGAGCCCACAGUAGAUAUUUCCUGUGCCAGAUAUGAAUACACAGAUGUUCUGUUGUGUCAUGAUGAUGAGUUGGAGGGAAGGCGCGUCGCUUUCAUUCUGUAUCUUGUGCCGCCGUGGCAAAGCAGCGAUGGGGGAACACUUGAUCUUUACACAACAGAUGGUAAUUUCCAGCCACAAAGUAUAGUGAAGUCGCUCGUACCCUCAUGGAACACGCUCGUCCUUUUUGAAGUUUCCCCGGUGUCAUUUCACCAAGUGUCAGAAGUUUUGUCACAGGAUAAGUGUCGUCUGUCCCUGAGCGGCUGGUUUCACGGACCGUCUCUGGAGCGUCCUCCUCGCCACAUAGAGCCGCCCAUCCCGAGGAGUCCACACCUACCACGAGAUGAGACUCUGCUGCUGGAGUGGGUAAAUCCCAUUUACAUCGACAUUUCCUAUCAAGAACAGAUCCAGGAGGAAUUUGAAGAGAGCUCUGAAAUUCAGCUAAAAGACUUCUUCAAGGAGGAGAAGUUCAGGGCGGUGGGUGAAGCCCUGCGACUCUCUCAGAUUCAGUGGACGAGGAGAGGUCCGCCCAAUAAGAGAUGCUAUGAAGCUGCUAAUCUGGACUCCGUGCCUCAGUGUGUGAGCGAAUGCUUGGAGCUGCUUCGUUCAGAGGCCUUCUUUCUGCUCCUCUCCAACUUCACCGGCCUUCGAUUGCACUUCCUGUGUCCCGCUGAUGAUGAUGAUGAUGAGAAGAACAACGAGGAGGGAGAGAAGAAGGAGGAGCAAGAGGAAGCAGGGGAGGCGGAAGCCACGUCAUCGUCAACAGAGUCUCCAUCAGUGAAUAGAAACAGAGAGAAGGAGCUGAGCACACCUACAUAUUGUGGUGAACUGCGUCGAUGGUCUCAUGGCGCCUACACUCUGUUGCAUGAUGGAGAGGCAGCACGAGCAGAGUUUGCUUUGGAUCUUCUUUUACCUUUUGGCUGUGCAGACUGGCAGUCAGAGUUUGGAGGCUUCUCGUGUUAUGUUGCUAAUGAAGAGGAUGAGGAGCUUCUGACGGUGUAUCCUGAGGACAACUCCCUCGCCCUUGUCUACAGAGACAAAGAAACUCUCAAAUUUGUCAAACACGUCAACAACAAAAGCUCUUGUGAUUCUGCCGAGAGUUCAACCUGCAGAGCAUUUUAUGACUUUUCUUUUGUGUACUAUGAAUAAAUAUUCACAUCAA